This is a messenger RNA of Octopus bimaculoides (California two-spot octopus), 889 nucleotides long. Its product is annotated as carnosine synthase 1. Lineage: Eukaryota; Metazoa; Mollusca; Cephalopoda; Octopoda; Octopodidae. The record is from RefSeq and is a predicted model, not a curated record. Gene Ontology annotation, molecular function: ATP binding; ATP hydrolysis activity; metal ion binding. Gene Ontology annotation, biological process: carnosine biosynthetic process.
AAUAAUGAUGAUGAUGAUGAUGAUGAUGAUGAUAAUGAUAUUAACGCCAAAACAAAACACACCACUAUAAAUGAAAAACAUAUAAAACAAACACAAGGGGAAACAAAAACGAAAAUAAACAACAAAAGCUAAGCUUGAAUCAAAAGUGAAAAUACUUGAGUCUGAAUGGUUUAUAAAUACGACUUGUUUUAAAAUACGAUUCAAUUCUAAACUGGUUCACUGCAAGCCGCACUACAACAGUAAGAGCUGAUUACUUCGACUGGUCUUUACUUAUCACACAAGUGGAAAAAAGAUAACACGCGCUUAGAAAAAAAAAAAAAAAAAAAAGAAACAGCAAACAGAAAUAAUAGAAUAUCUUAUUUGUUAGUAAACGAUGGAAGCUGUUACCAAUUCUGUAAAUGAAAGUCUUGAUACCAAGAAAACUCCAACAAGAUGGGUGACUGAAGAAGACAUUUACGAAGAAGUUCAAGAAGAUGCAGAAGGUUUUGAUGAGUAUACAUGUCCGUUGUGGAAUUAUGAAUGUUGGGAAGUUCCUGGAAUUCUAUCAAGAAUUAAUGAAGAAAUUCCUCGACAAUAUUACAAAGCAUUGCAGCAUUCAUUAUUCGAAACCGGUUUUCCGGAGACGCAAGACAGAACAUCCAAAGUUAAGACUUUCUCCCAUGAACAGGUUUCAAUCACCAUUUUAUCAUCUCCUGUUGAAUGUUUGAGUGUUCUGUUAGAAGGAGGAGAACAAUGUCCUGGAAAUAUGCUACUGGUUCUUUCAGAUUCCUGGCUUAGCAAGGAACCAUCUUCUACACAAAGUUCCAAAUUCUCUUUGUACAUCAACAAGGCCAUAGCUUUCUAUAAAGGUAAGUUGUUUAAUCUGCUAAUCUAGAUUUCUGAUCUCAUU